AUGGGCGAGAUCGUGAGAGCGAUGGAAUUGUUUGUUGGAGUAGGGAUUGAAGGGGUGGAUGGAUUGCUGAGUGAGGUUGCAGUGGGAAAGGCUGGGACGGCGGAGCAACAGCAAAGAAAUCCUUUCAUUCAUAUUCAUGGUAAUGUAACACGUACAAAUCUUAUGCUCGGAGAACCUCCGUCCAGCAUAGCUGCUCGUACGUCAUGUCGGAGUGUCAUGGAAAAACAAAUGUUACUUCUAGAAGGAUGGAAUAGGCUUGAGGGUUAUAAUACGUGCGUGGCAGUCUAUGCACGAAAUAGAAUAAACGUCAUCAACGAGAAGAAUCAGUCGGUAAUGUUGUCUGUUCCGCAAAAUUCUCAGAAUAAAGCUUCCUCGACGAGGCGUUCAAAAGUUGUCCUGACACAUGGUCGAAGCUUAAUGGAUUGGAUCAAGUUGACUUCAUCCAGAAGUACUGAGAGGAAAAUAAAUCGAGGUAUUGAUCAUGAUGAACUCACUAAACAUGCAAGUGUUAAUGAUUGCUGGAUUUUAAUCGGUGAAAGGGUGUAUGAUGUGACAGAUUAUUUGGCAUUUCAUCCUGGUGGUGCUGAGCAGUUAAUGCGUGCCGCUGGUACGGAUGGUACGAAUCUUUUUAACAUGACUCAUGCUUGGGUUAAUUAUGACACAAUCUUGAAAACGUGCUUUGUUGGAAUUUUCAAUGGCGACAGAUAUAAAUUAUCCGAGCCGAAAGCAACGAAUUUUAUUGAAGAAACUGAUUCAUAUAUUGCUAAUUUCGAAACAGCUGGAGUAAGAGCGGAAGUUAAUUUUGACGGUCAAUUACGAAUAAGUUGUCCGAAGUGGGAUCAGCUGAUGGACGAAAAUGUAUCCAUAGAAUUCACGGAGAAUGUACUAAGAUUGCUGUUGCACUUUUCCGCCGGCAAAACAAAAGCAUUACAAUGGACAAACUUACCAUCCACUAUUUUUGAUAAAUCUUUUGAUGUAAAUAUUAACGGCCCAACAAUAUCUUUAUCAUAUAAAGAAAUUGGUGAAGAUAUCAUUAAUCAGUGGACUUCAGGAUCGUAUCAUUAUAAACCAGUACUCAAAUACCGAAAUUGUGAAAUAUUUAAAAUAUAUGAUGUAACAUACAAUACCGGUUUAAUUGUUUUGCGAAUGACGUCUCAUUGUCGUUUAAUGGUUCCUGUAGGACAUCAUGUUCUGUUGCGGAUCGGCGUUAAUGGAAGUUUGAUCGAACGUCCAUAUACUCCGGUCAUUGUAUCGAAAGAUGGGCAAUUUAUCUCAUUUAUGAUAAAAUUCUAUGAGAACGGUAUUUUUACACCAAGAUUGCGCAAUAAAAAAUGUGGAGAUUUGAUCGAAAUUAGCGAUCCAUUAGGUUGUUUUAAUAUUCGGUUCGAUUGUGCUGGUAUAAUGUUAAUGUUGGCAGCUGGAACAGGUUUAACGUCCAUGAUUCGAUUUACAGCUGAACGUCUAAAAAGUAAGAAAAAAGCAACUAUAAUCAUCUUUAACAGAAAGGAGAUAGAUAUUAUGCCAGAUGACUAUUUUACGAAGUACGAAAUACCGCUGAAUCAUCCUUUGAUAGAAAUAAAACAUUGUUUAAGUGAAGCUGAUCAAGAAUGGAACGGCGAGAGAGGUAUUAUUUCGAAACAGAUACUUUCAAAAUACAUUGAUGAAAAUGUCGAAAAAACCGCUUAUCGAAUAUUGAUUUCUGGGCCAAAUCUUUUUGUUGAUCUUGCAACAAACUUCACAUCAGGAAUGGGUCAGUUUCUAUCCACAACUUCGUCAAUGGAUGAAGAAACUAUUCGAGAGGAAGUGAAACAUUUUCCAGUAGUUAUCUUCACAAUGCCGAGAUGUCCAUAUUGUCUAAGAGCUAAACAGCUUCUAGACAGCGAACGGAUCGAAUAUAAAGAAAACAAUUUGGAUGUUCAUCAGAUGGACUUGUUGCCUCCAUUAAAAAUUGAUGACGAAGAAGUAGAAGAAAAGAAGUUGGAGAAUGUUAGUGUUAAAUCUUUGUCAUCCUUGACACGUGCUGACAGCUACAAUGACGAUCCAUUCCUGAAUGUCGACUUUUGUAGUUUCAAAUUACACCGCUUAUUAGGGAGAGGGAGUUAUAGCGAUGUAUGGAAGGCACAAUGCAAAGAAGUAACAGUAGCUUUAAAAGUUAUCCAUUCAACUGAUGAAGUUCUUCGAGGAAUCUUUUAUCACGAGGUGGAAAUGAUGCGAAAUUUGGUUCAUCCAAAUGUGGUCCAAAUUAUGGGUGCAUGUGUUUAUCCGGUAUAUGCUAUAGCAAUGGAAUACAUGGCAUGUGGUUCUCUUGAUCAGUUGCUGCAUGAGUCAGAAAAUAUAAGUUAUAAGGCAGAUCAUGCAUUUCAUUGGGCGUCACAAUGUACUGAUGCGUUGGCGUACAUACACCGGAAAGGAUUUGCGCAUGGUGAUCUAAAAACUGCCAACUUACUGCUUAGUGACAAGUGCCGUUGUCUCAAAGUUGGGGAUUUCGGCACGAUGGUGUAUAUGAAUACCGAUACACAGUAUAGACAAGGGUCAGCACCAUGGAUGGCUCCUGAGAUCUUUACUGGUUCGUCACCUUCGGAACAGUCAGAUAUUUAUAGCUUUGGAAUUAUCCUUUGGGAAAUAAUUACACGAAUGAGGCCGUAUGGUAAUUGUAAAAAUGCCGAAGAAAUUUUGUGGAACGUUUAUGCGGGUUUGAGGCCAUCGCGUAUUCAAGAUAUUCCAACUACGCUUAUGCAAAUGAUUGAACGCUGCUGGCAGAAAAUACCGAAUGAAAGGCCAUCUAUCAAGGAAAUCCGAAAAGUACUUGACAUACUUUGCCGGAUGUAUCCAAAUUCCAGUGAACCGUUGACGUAUUUUGAAAUUUCCUCGAAGCAAACGAAAAAUGUCACUGAUGAUGAGAAUGGCAUUGGCAAUGUGGUAUGUGAUACAACCAAAAGGAAAAUAAUUGAGUCUGACCAUGAAUUAUCAUCCGACUUGGUAGAGGAGAUUGAAACACUGAAGAAAAAGACAUUUGUUGCAGAAAAACGAGCAGAUUUUCUAGAUGGAAUUGAGCGUGACCGUCUGACGAAGAUUGUCCUCACACUUGCCGAGACAUUUUGGGAGACUGUCGACAAGGACUCGAUGAAUGCGAAGGCAUUUCUAAAAUUAGUUCAUGAAACUCUCAACAAUUACAUGGAUCUGGAUGUUCGCGAGAAAGCUUAUCAGUUUGCAAUUAUCACCUCGUUUAUCAUUGGCGCUGUGCCAUUUGUGGCAUUGAUAGCACUGACACCAACUGUAAGCCGAUAUAUCAGCACUGUCAAUCAUCAGCUUCAAAAUGAUCUCUUUUUCUGUGAGGAAACUGCGUUUAAUUUUUACGAUUACGUGAGUACGAAUAAGAACCAUGACGGGAAUCGCGGUGAGUCGGGAAAUAAAACGAACAGUGUUGCGGGGCUUGAUACCAUCUUCGAAUAUUUGGAUUGCUCUCAGAAUUUCGAGAAAUGUCAGGAAAGGUGGCUACAGUCUAGUCGAAAAGUGCGAAGUCUACCGAUUAAAAUACAGGAAGAAGUGCCAACAGCAGCAACUUUUCUCGUUAAGUAUCCAACGGAUAGAGCCCAGUCGGAACAAGUGUCCGACCAACCAAACGAAGUGACGGUGGCGGAAGUUGAUUUCAAACAAUCCAUUAUGAGCACAAUGGCAGAGGAUUCCGGUGACGCACGGCAUAAUGCUGCCAUGGUGGCCACGGAAUAUGACGAUAACAGUGCAGACUUGCAACCGGAAUCGGCACACUUCCAUGCUUACAGAUUGACGUCUUCGACUAAAAAGCAUCUUCAAGGAUUAUCGGUGACAUCUGCACCUGUGACACAAACUGUGCAGUACAGCAUGACCGGAAGAAGUGGAGGUGAUCGAGAAUGCAGGUGCACUGCUUUACCUGGGCCCAAAGGCAUGCCCGGCCGAAAAGGACUUAAAGGCAUUCCGGGUACACAGGGAGCUCCCGGAUUUCCGGCACGUUUGCCUUGCGAACCACCAGUUGACUUAAAAAAGAUAUGUGCUGAUCCAUGUCCAGUUGGCGAACAGGGGAAACAAGGACCAACGGGUCUACCGGGAGAUAAAGGUGCUACAGGAAUCCCCGGUGUCCACGGCAAAAAUGGUGAGGAUGGAAAAAUCGGCCCUCCAGGGCCAAGAGGUCCACCAGGAAUUCCAGGAUUGGAUGGAGAUGUAGGUGAACCAGGGAUUGAUGCAACGCCGACGCCAUUCAUUCCAGGACCUCCUGGUCCAAGCGGUGAGGUUGGGCCUGUCGGACCACCUGGACCGCGUGGAAUGCCUGGAAUUGACGGACCACCAGGACCAAUAGGUAAACGUGGGCCUCCAGGUGAAGAUGGUUUACCCGGAAGUCGAGGGUCUCCAGGACUACCGGGACCUAUUGGAAAAGUUGGUCCAGAUGGAAACGUUGGAGUUUGUCCAACGUAUUGUGCAACGGAUGGAGGUGUGUUCUUUGUUAAACCUCCGGAAUGGUUCGAAGAUUGA
This is a messenger RNA of Acanthocheilonema viteae, 4506 nucleotides long. The record is from the annotation of a GenBank genome assembly. Lineage: Eukaryota; Metazoa; Nematoda; Chromadorea; Rhabditida; Onchocercidae.